CAUCACAGUUUUUUCAUUAGUCGCGUUGUGUGUCUCAACGAAGAGGAAUACGGUCUGCUGGUCCGCCUGUCAAAGUUUUGGAAUAAUCCAACAGUUACAAUACGUGAGAAAUGGCUCGUACCAAGCAGACCGCCCGUAAGUCCACCGGAGGAAAGGCGCCAAGGAAGCAGCUCGCCACAAAGGCAGCCAGGAAAAGCGCGCCAUCCACCGGAGGAGUGAAGAAGCCCCAUCGUUACAGGCCAGGAACCGUGGCUCUGAGGGAGAUCCGUCGUUACCAGAAGUCUACUGAGCUGCUAAUCCGCAAGCUGCCCUUCCAGCGCCUGGUGAGAGAAAUCGCCCAGGACUUCAAGACAGACCUGCGUUUCCAGAGUGCUGCCAUUGGCGCUCUUCAGGAGGCCAGCGAGGCAUACCUGGUGGGUCUGUUUGAGGACACCAACCUGUGCGCCAUCCACGCCAAGCGUGUCACCAUCAUGCCCAAAGACAUCCAGCUGGCUCGCAGAAUAAGGGGAGAGAGGGCCUGAAAGGCCUGCCUGCUCCAGACACAGAAUCCUAUUUAUCACACUUAACCAUUUUGUGAAUUUUUAUUAUUUCUUUGAGAUUUUGUUUCCUUUUGUAAUGCAUUUUAGAAUGAGGUUAACGUCAGUCAUUCCACAACAAACAUGAUUUCAGAUAUGGCUAGUGUGCAGAUUGGAAUGUUGUAGGAAUAUCGUCUUGGCUUCAAUUGCAAGUGAGGCUUGUUUUUACGUUUAGUAGAGGAUAGAAAGUGUUACAUGACUGUCGCCAUAUUUACUCCAGUCAGAUGGCCUCGUCACAUGUUAACUGGCAAAUGUGGGGUCCUGGUAGGUAGUACAGGCUCUAGAUGAGGUUGGUGCUCGUGAAGUAAAGAGCGGAUUUUGUUCUGUCCGGGUGGGUGGUGUCAGGGUCUUUCAUCCAUUUCCACCCUUUGUCACGGCAGUCUGCCAGCAUGUCUUGCAUAACAGCUCACUCCUAGUAUUCCAUAGUGGUGUCAGGGGGAUUGUCUGCACAGUUACUCCUCCUGACGCUGUCUGGGACGGCCAGGAGCAUGACCAGGACUCCCUGUAUAUUCUGGACUGUUUUUUACAAUGUUAUUUUUCCAACAUACAACAAACUUUGGCAGCUACAUUUUAAUAUUUAUGAGUGUCACAUUGUCUUUCUAUUAAAUGUCUUUACAAGUAAA
This is a messenger RNA of Coregonus clupeaformis (lake whitefish), 1198 nucleotides long. RefSeq names its product histone H3.3A. Gene Ontology annotation, molecular function: structural constituent of chromatin; protein heterodimerization activity; DNA binding. NCBI's taxonomy places the organism in Eukaryota, Metazoa, Chordata, Actinopteri, Salmoniformes, Salmonidae. The transcript has 4 exons. The record is from RefSeq and is a predicted model, not a curated record. Gene Ontology annotation, cellular component: nucleosome. Bases 111 to 521 code for a protein of 136 amino acids.